AGCGCCCGGCCCGUUCAGACUUUUCACCCCGCCUCGGAGUGGGGGGAGCAGCUAGAGUCCUGGACUGUUGCCUGCCGCCCAGCCUCCACUAUAUAAACACACAUUGGAGUCUCGCUUUGCGACUCCAACUCACAUUGAGAGACUGUGUGUGAAAAAGAGAGAGAGGAAAAAUAGAGAGAGAGAGAGAAAGAGCAAGAGAGAGAGAGAGGGAGAGAGAGAGAGGUAUUUAACUUUAUACCAUUAGAAAAAUUUAAACACAUCCACAAUACUUCAACUCAGGGCAAGCUGCAAGGGAUGUAUUAUAGCUGGGCGAUAUAUUGAAGUGCUACUGUUUUUUUACGAAUAUAUAACUAUAUAUAUAUAUAUAUAUUUAGUUUUUUUGUUUUUUAACUAUUUUUCUUGGCAAAAAAGAAAACUUUUUUGAGUCAAUUUGCUAUCUAUCUAUCUAUCUAUCUAUCUAUCUAUCUAUCUAUCUAUCUAUCUAUAUAAUUUAACUUGCAACAGUUUAACUUGUAUUCUUUGCAAUUUAUUUUUAUUUUUAUUUGAAUUAAUUUGGAAAACAAAAACACAUAAAACAACUAUUUAUUAUAUACCAGUUGAUAGUCUGUACAAUUAUAGAUAAAGAUUAUGAGAAUAUCGUUUUUUAAAGAGGAGGCUUGCCUUAAUACAUGAGACAAGCUAAGAUGAUUUUUCUAAUAAUUCAUUACCUCGGAUGCGCAAUGAGUUGUAUUCAUCAUUUAAAACACUAACUGCGGGCUGAAGUUAGAUACAAUACUAUUCAUACUAAACAUAAACAGGCUAAAUAAUAGCCUAGAAAUCACCGAUUUUUAUUUAUUUAUUAUUUUUUUUAUUAUAAAUAACAUAUUAUUUUUCAGGAAGGAUACAAAAUACAAGAUAAUUUGUAUAUAUAUAUAUACACACACACACAUCCAUAUAUAUAUAUAUACACACACACACACACACAGACACACACACACACACACACACACACACAAAUCCAUCCAUAAUAUAUAGAUAGAUAGAUAGAUAGAUAGAUAGAUAGAUAGAUAGAUAGAUAGAUAGAUAGAUAGAUAGAUUUCAAAAUACAUAUUUUAGGCUAUGUUGCUUGUGGUUUGAGGUACUUUGAAACUUUUUUAUGCUUUGAAAGUUUUGACAUUUUAAAUGAAGAGAAGUUAAUCAGGACUCCUCCGCCACCGUCACCAUGUUUUUUGAAAGUUUUGACCUGGUGUCUGUCCUGGCCACCCUCACCGCUUGUCUGGUGUCAAUGGCUCUCCUCCUGGCGGUAUCCCAGCAACUGUGGCAGCUUCGUUGGACAUCCACCCGGGAUAGGAACUGCAAACUGCCAAUCCCUAAGGGUUCAAUGGGCUUCCCCAUCAUUGGAGAGACCUGUCACUGGUUCUUCCAGGGCUCCAGUUUCCACUCCUCGCGGAGGCAGAAGUAUGGCAACGUGUUCAAGACGCACCUGCUGGGCCGGCCGCUGAUCCGCGUCACGGGGGCCGAGAACAUCAGGAAGGUGCUGAUGGGGGAACACAGCCUGGUCAGCGCGGAGUGGCCCCAGAGCACCAGCACCCUGCUGGGUCCCUACAGCCUGGCCAACUCCAUCGGAGACAUCCAUCGCAACAAGAGGAAGAUGUUUGCAAAGAUGUUCAGCCACGAGGCUCUGGAGAGCUACCUACCGAAGAUCCAGCAGGUGAUCCAGGACACUCUGAGGGUGUGGAGCAGCAACCCCGAGCCCAUCACUGUGUACCGCGAGUCCCAAAGGCUCUCCUUCCACAUGGCCGUGCGCGUGCUCCUUGGCUUCCGCGUCUCGGACGAGGAGAUGAGGCACCUCUUCAACACCUUCCAGGACUUCAUCAAUAACGUCUUCUCCCUGCCCCUUGACCUGCCCUUCAGCGGCUACCGGAAGGGUAUCCGAGCCAGGGACACCCUUCAGAAGGGCAUUGAGAAGGCGAUCAGGGAGAAGCUGCAGAGCAGCCAAGGGAAGGACUAUGCUGACGCUCUGGACAUCCUCAUUGAGAGCGGGAAGGAGCAUGGCAAUGAGCUGAGCAUGCAGGAGCUCAAGGAGUCCACCAUUGAGCUGAUCUUCGCUGCCUUCGCUACCACAGCCAGUGCCAGUACGUCUCUCAUCAUGCAGUUGUUGAAACACCCUACGGUGCUGGAGAAACUGCGUGAGGAGCUGCGGAGCCACGGCAUCCUGCACAAUGGCUGCCUGUGCGAGGGAGCGCUGCGCCUCGACACCAUCUUCAGGCUCAAGUACCUGGACUGUGUCAUCAAGGAAGUGCUGCGACUCUACACCCCCGUCUCAGGUGGCUACCGGACUGCCCUGCAAACCUUCGAGCUUGAUGGUUUCCAGAUUCCUAAAGGCUGGAGUGUGAUGUACAGUAUCAGGGACACCCACGAUACGGCGUCGGUCUUCAAGGACGUGGACACCUUCGACCCAGAUCGCUUCAGCCAGGAUCGCAGCGAGGACAAGGACGGCCGCUUUCACUACCUGCCGUUUGGAGGGGGUGUGCGAACGUGUCUGGGUAAGCAGCUGGCUAAACUGUUCCUGAGAGCACUGGCCAUAGAGCUGGCCAGCACCAGCCGCUUCGAGUUGGCCACCAGGACUUUCCCACGCAUCAUCACUGUGCCCGUUGUGCACCCUGUUGACGGCUUGAAGGUCAAGUUCUUCGGACUCGACUCCAACCAGAACGAGAUCAUGGCCGAGACAGAUGAAAUGCUGGGGGCCACUGUCUGAUCAGGAGGAAGAAGGGCAUUCUGAGAAAAGGAUCAAAACUCAAAAACAAAAAACUAAUAAACAGUGCAAGACAAAAGAAAAACAUCCUGGACUUGCUGAAUGCUAACUUCAUAUGAAGAGAAAACACAAGCAAACAUCAUGAAGCUGCCAAAAAUGUAUAGAUUUCAUUUUUUAUAUAUCUUCGUGAGGAACAAUAAAAGAAAAAAGUAUUUGCAACUAUGUGGGGUUGGGGGUAGGUGGAAACUAAUACUUCACAACCACAGAGAAUAAAAGCAGUGAUGAAAAGCUAAAACACACCCCUUUGUAAAGAAGAGGUGCCAAUCUAUGAAAUAAACGAAACAGGGUGAAGAAAUACUAAAGGACAGGGAACGAGAGACAAGAGAUUAACGAGAGGAGGAGAAAGAAAGAAAGAAAGAAAGUAAGAAAGAAAGAAAGAAAGAAACAACAGGAAAACACAGGGUCACAUAAUGGGCAAAAAGAUGUAAGGGAAAAAAGGAAAUGGGAGACUUGGCAAAGGGGACCUGAAGUGAUAAUAAGAAGUCAGGGAGUAUAUAAUUGAAAGUAAAAGACCUUACACAGAUGCGCUGAUUUUUCAGACUAAACCAUAUUACCUGACUGUAUAGACUGUGAUGGAUUUGAUUUGUUUUGCAGGCAAAGCACUUUGGAACAUGAUCUGUUAAGUCAUCAUCUUUAUAUUCAGUAAGAAAAACACCAGAGGAAAAAUCCUAUACUGCUUGUAAAGUCCCUUGGAGAGCUCUUGGUAUUAAAUACAGGAAUGCUACAAAUAUAUAAGUAAUCAAAUAACAUGCUGUAUAAGGUUACAUUGCUUUCGCUAGCUGAAAUGUCUUUAACAGGAUCUUAAGUUAUUGAUCAAAUAUGAUAAGGUCAUUAAACAAGAUAUAAAACAAACCAAUCCCACACAGAAGGGUAACUACAGGCUUUAAAGAGCUUUAUAGUUGCAGCACACUAAUAUAGUUCUGGGAGACGUGUCAGUAAAUCUUAAAACCAGCUUACUUAGGGUUCCUAAAGGAUUUUUCUACUAGCGUUGCCCCGUUUGGUAAGGUUAUACUCUACGUAAGACGCAACAAUGAGAUGAGAACAAUAUUGCAUAAACAGAAUGCAGACAUAAACACAAUGGCAAGAAAAUAAGAAGCUGACAAUAAGCUGGGUAAAAUUACUCCUGUUUUUUUUAUCACAGUGCAGUUAAAGCCAUGGUCUAGUGCGACUACAUUAGAAGGCUUCAUUAUUUCUACACUUGUAUACCCCACUGCACAUGGGAAAAGCACAUAGUCGUGAUUGGUUGAAAUGAUGGACAACUCAACCAAUCAGAGCUGUGACACCAAUAGCAAUCAACCAACUCCUUUGAACAGCCUUCAUACCAAUUCUCAUUCGCUACACUGUGAGGUGCCCAUGUUGAAAAAAACAAAUAAUAAUAAUAUAACCAGUAUUAAAAAACAAAAAAAACAAUAAUAAUAAUAACAAAAAAAAUUACAUACAUUUUUUAAAUAAAAAUCCCUUUAGCCGAAUUUGAAAAGGAUAAGACAUUUAGGCUCUAUCAGUACAAUAUUUUACUUUUUUUUUUUUUUAGACUACCAGUACCAAAACAAAAUCUACUCUAUUCUAUUUGAGUUCCUUUGGUGCCCCCAAAAUGAACUGAGUACACCCAGAGUUACAAUAGACAGGACUACCAACAACAUCUGCACAAUACCUUAUGGGUUCUCUAUGCACCGGGCCUUGCUGACCUGUGCUCCUGUGGCUAAAUCCUUUAGUGCAAGGCCUUAUGGUCUUCAUAAAGAGCCCAAUAAUGAAUGAAGUACACUCAUAAUGUCUAUGAUAUUCAAGGACUUGGGAUCAUUGUAUAUGUCAAAGCAAUGUAACCCCAUUUUAACCCAGUUUUAUUGCUAGCUGAUUUCAUCCAGAGGUUCUCAGCAUGUUAUGCUAGACCUCGACAACGAAAGGAAAAGAAAGGGUGAAUAAAAUCUGAUUUUUGUAGAUUUUUUUUUACAUGCUGCUAAGAAGCCAUUCAUGAAAGUCUCUGUGCAGAUUUGCGUUGAUACGUUAACUACCAUUAUUUACACUGUAGUUAUUACAGCAUAGUUGCUGGUUUCACUACAUGCAUAUGUAACAUGUGGAAUGUAUGCUUUACAGUGCAGUUAUAUGUAUAAUUACAUUGUAUUUAAUGCCUCUUAAAGUGAUUUUUUUUUAAACAGAAUAAUGAAAAAAUUAAGUGUUACAAGAAUUUUGUAUCUUAUACAGUGUUGGCGAGAAACAUCAUGCUCUUUUUUGUCCACUUGCAUUGUUCAUCGGUAGGCCACUAAAACAUCCAAUAGGAUACCUGUGCUGCCUGUUCCCUUGUCAGAAGAAGCGGGUCUUUGUAAAGUCGACAAGUGACACCAGUAACACUGAAUUUAGAAAAUUCUUAAUUUUCUGAAAUUAGAACUAGGACUGUAAAGGAGCCCCAGACUUGCAUACAGCUCGCCAGCCAAUCAGCUGAAGCCAUCCAAGCAAGCACAUGCAAUAUGGGAUUUAAACAGGAGGCGCAGAACUCAUGGUCCUAAUUUAAAUCGACCACUGUUUAGAUCAAUAGAAAAUACAUUCCAGUGGCUAUUAUAAGCAUAGCCACUGGAAUGUUUAAAAGGUUCUGUGACAUAUCCAUUGGUUUUAAAAAGGGGGGACUUGCACAGAUGGAUUCAGUUUUUAAAAGAAAUUGCACGAGGGAGAUUAUCCGAUGGUGUGAAAUAAUGUACUGGUAAUCUGGAAGGAGAGCCAUGGGGAGUAAAGGGGAAGACACAAUGUUGCCGUCAACUUGGACCCAUGUUAACAAGAAGUAGACUUACAUGUUCGUAUUGCCUGUCUUUCUAAUAACCUAUUAUUAUUAUUAUUAUUAUUAUUAUUAUUAUUAUUAUUAUUAUUAUUAUUAUUAUUAAUAGUGUUUUAAGUGCUAUUUUUGUUAUAUUUCAAAAUAGAGAUUUAGUAUAAAGACAUUUGUUUGGUAAAUAUUGUUUUAUUUAGUAUAAUAUUGAUUUCUUUAUAUUGUAAACAGUGUUUAAAUGUUAAUAUUGUUUUUAUUACGUUCAGUUGAUAUUAAUUAUAAAAGCACUUGUGAGUUUAUGUUAAUAUUUGGUGCCAUGUGACCAUGUGUUAUCUAUAUUGUGGUUAGGUGUUUUUUUGUGUGUGUGUUUGUAUGUAAAUAAUAUUUUGUUUCUGUAAUUUACUUAGUUAAAAUAUGAAUGUUGUGUUUUUUGUGAUCUUAAAAAGUGUACUUCACAAUUUUAAAGACUCCUAUAAUAAAAAAAGUUAAAUGCA
Acipenser ruthenus (sterlet) is the source of this 6043-nucleotide messenger RNA. Its product is annotated as cytochrome P450 26B1-like. The transcript has 6 exons. Gene Ontology annotation, biological process: sterol metabolic process. Lineage: Eukaryota; Metazoa; Chordata; Actinopteri; Acipenseriformes; Acipenseridae. Bases 1202 to 2737 code for a protein of 511 amino acids. Gene Ontology annotation, molecular function: heme binding; oxidoreductase activity, acting on paired donors, with incorporation or reduction of molecular oxygen; iron ion binding. The record is from RefSeq and is a predicted model, not a curated record.